AUGGAAGCGCUCUCGAAAAUGCUUCCGUAUCCGCUAGGAGCAAUGGAAGCAGAGGCCAAGGCUAUGGAAUGCGGGAUCAUCUUCGCAUGGGAGCUGGGACUCAGACAAGUCAUCAUGGAAGGGGACUCACAAGUGGUAAUCCAUGCACUCAACCGUGGGACCAAAAGCCCCCUACCAAUCCAGCAAAUCAUCUCAGAUAAGGAGAAACCCACUGAGAAGGCAAAGAAGGAGAGCCCCAUAUUAAUUGCAGCUAAGAAUGGUAUCACCGAAAUUGUGGCAAAUAUCCUGGAACUCUUUCCCGUUGCCAUCCAUGACAUGAAUGAACACAAGAAGAAUAUAGUGCUGUUGGCGGUGGAGAACAGGCAACCACAUUAUUUUCAGUUUGUCAAAGAGUCCAUGCUCUUCCACUUCUUCCAACGCUACAACAUCAAGGGCAAUACCUCAAAAGAGAUAUUUACCGAAACCCACAAAGAUCUCGUCAAAGAUGGAAGCGAGUGGCUAAGAAGCACCUCUGAAUCCUGCUCCGUGGUCGCUGCACUCAUAGCCACCGUGACCUUUGCCAGCGCCACCACAGUCCCCGGAGGCGUUAAGCAGGAUAUUGGCACUCCAACACUUGAAAACCAUCCUGCAUUCGACGUCUUUGCCAUCUCAUCACUCGUCGCGCUCUGCUUCUCUGCCACGGCCCUGGUCAUGUUCCUCUCCAUCUUAACAUCUCGGUACCAGGAGAAGGAUUUUGGCGGAGACCUACCAAGGAAGCUUUUGCUAGGCUUAACAUCACUGUUCGUUUCCAUAGCUUCCAUGUUGAUUGCCUUCUGCGCGGGACAUUUCUUUGUUCUAAAGGAUAAACUGAAAUAUGCAGCGUUUCCAGUGUAUGCAGUGACUUGCCUGCCGAUAACAUUUUUUGCAGUAGCGCAGUUUCCGUUGUACUUUGAUCUUAUGUGGGCUACCAUCAAGAAGGUGCCACAACGUAGCUACAAGGUGGUUCCUUUUUAA
Quercus robur (English oak) is the source of this 993-nucleotide messenger RNA. RefSeq lists its product as uncharacterized. The transcript has 3 exons. The record is from RefSeq and is a predicted model, not a curated record. NCBI's taxonomy places the organism in Eukaryota, Viridiplantae, Streptophyta, Magnoliopsida, Fagales, Fagaceae. Gene Ontology annotation, molecular function: RNA-DNA hybrid ribonuclease activity; nucleic acid binding. The coding region runs from base 1 to 993 and encodes 330 amino acids.